Colletotrichum spaethianum is the source of this 372-nucleotide messenger RNA. Its product is annotated as assembly factor cbp-4. Gene Ontology annotation, biological process: mitochondrial respiratory chain complex III assembly. The transcript has 3 exons. NCBI's taxonomy places the organism in Eukaryota, Fungi, Ascomycota, Sordariomycetes, Glomerellales, Glomerellaceae. Gene Ontology annotation, cellular component: mitochondrial membrane. Bases 1 to 372 code for a protein of 123 amino acids. The record is from RefSeq and is a predicted model, not a curated record.
AUGGCAAAGAAGGCUACGAAUUGGAAGUUGUGGGGCAAGAUGAUGCUCGGCGGAGGAGCCAUCUGCGUUGGCGGCCCGGCCUUCACCAUGUGGGUGUCGCCGACGGAGGAGGAACUUUUCAAGAGAUACAACCCCGAGCUGCAGGCGAGGAGUCUGGCCAACCGCGAGAAGACGCAAGCCGAGUUUGACCAGUUUGUCACGAAGCUGAAAGAAUACUCCAAGUCAGACAGGCCAAUUUGGACGGUACGGGACGAGGAUAUUGAGAGACAAAAGGCAGCGCAGGCGUUCGAGCAGAGAAGAAAGGAAGCCGAGCUGAAGGCGCAACAAGCAGCAAUGAGGAGAGAGUCGGGGAUGUCGGAUGAUCUGGAUUGA